GCGGCAUGACGGGAAGGACGCGGAGCCAUUCCGGCCCGAAACAUUUCGACUUCCACGAUGGCCAACGCACUGCUCACCCGCGAGCACGCUAUCCACCUAGAUGCAUUGGACUCACUUGGGUCGCUACGCGACCAGUUCCAACUGCCUGAAGGCAACAUCAUCUACCUUGACGGAAACUCGUUGGGAUUCCUUCCACGGGCCACAGCUCCUCGCUUGGAUCAAGUCGUGACACAAGAGUGGGGUCAAGGGCUCAUCCGGAGUUGGAACAAUGCGGGUUGGAUCGGUCUCUCACGUCGAAUUGGCGACAAAAUUGGCUCCGUUCUUCUUGGUGCUGGCCCAGGCGAAUGUGUCGUGACCGACUCGUUGUCUAUCAAUCUGUACAAAGUGCUCAUGGCUGCUGUUGACCUUGCCAUCGAGAAAGAUCCGUCGCGCACCGUCGUCCUCACUGACCGCGACAACUUUCCCUCGGACCUGUACAUUGCGCAGUCCGUCGUGUCGACUCGACAUGGAAUGCAAGUCCUCACCGUCACCCCCGACGCCCUGUUGACUACACCUUCGCAUCUGUCAUCUUCUGUCGCGGUUCUGCUUCUCACUCCCGUGGACUACCGCACAGGCCGACUCCUGGAUAUGCCGUCCCUGACUGCCGCUGCCCACGCCGCUGGAAUCCUCGUCAUUUGGGAUCUCGCCCACAGUGCCGGCGCUCAUCCCGUGGAUGUCCAUGCCAUGGAUGCCGAUUUUGUCGUCGGGUGCGGUUACAAGUACUUGAAUGGCGGCCCCGGGGCUCCUGCAUUCGUUUGGGUUCACCCGCGUCUUGUACAUCGGUGCACUCAACCCUUGUCGGGAUGGCUGGGGCAUCAAAACCCAUUUGCGUUUGCUCCCGAGUACACGCCAGCCGACGGCAUCCAAAGGUUUGUCUCAGGGACGCCGUCCAUCUUGGCGCUGACAGCGUUAGAGUGCGGCAUCGACACCCUGGCGGCGGCAACGCCUCUGGGGGGCAUGGUGGCCCUGCGAGAAAAGUCGCUGCACCUCACGUCGUUUUUCCUGGAACUAGUCGAUGCAUGGAUCAUCGGACACGAAGGAAUGGAGACAAUUACUGUCGCGACGCCGCGCGAUCCCCAACAUCGAGGAUCCCAAGUCAGUCUGCGCCACCCAACCGAUGCGUAUGCAAUUGUUCAAGCGCUGAUUGCUCGGGGUGUCAUCGGCGACUUCCGAGCACCGGACAUCAUGCGCUUUGGCUUCACGCCGCUGUACACGCGGUUCGUCGAUGUUUUCGACGCAACCGCUGCCCUCGUUGACGUAUUGCGCACAGAGGCGUACAAAGACCCUGCGUUCCAAACUCGCCACACUGUCACCUAGUUGAAUCCGUUUGCCAACCAAAGUACAUGUUCCAUG
Aphanomyces invadans is the source of this 1392-nucleotide messenger RNA. Its product is annotated as kynureninase. The transcript has a single exon. Gene Ontology annotation, biological process: NAD+ biosynthetic process. Gene Ontology annotation, cellular component: cytoplasm. The coding region runs from base 58 to 1356 and encodes 432 amino acids. Gene Ontology annotation, molecular function: pyridoxal phosphate binding; kynureninase activity. NCBI's taxonomy places the organism in Eukaryota, Oomycota, Saprolegniomycetes, Saprolegniales, Verrucalvaceae. The record is from RefSeq and is a predicted model, not a curated record.